AUGCUUAACCAAGCUUCCAAGGAUAGCUCAAAUGCUGCAUCUGCUCGUAUUGGAGUCAGAGAACAUCUUAACCAAUCAAAUGCGCCAUCAAAUGUGCCAUCUGCCGGAGUUGAAGGGACUGCUGGAGUUGAAGUGACUGGAGCAAGUGGAACUUCUGAAGUUCACCAUGGUUCUUCUGGAGAAGGUGAUAAUACUACAGUAAAUCACACUAAUGAGAGUGGCAUUCCGCAAACCCUUGAAGCUUCCAACCAAAAUCAUAAUUUGAAUGCAGCUGAAGACUCUGGUAACCUUCAGGAUACAUCAAUCAAAGGCAAAGCUUCCGUCCCCAAGAGAAAACGUGGUCAAACAAUGGGUAAGGGACUUAUGAAAGCAUUUGAUGCCACUGGAAAGAAAUUGAAGGUAGAUGUGGAUCCACUGACAGGACGACCCAAAAGUCGAGAGCAAUCUGCAAAGCUCUCAAGUCAAAUUGGUGUAGUAGCUCGAGAUGUCCUUCGAGUGCCAAGAAAAUGGAAAGAAAUGGCUGAAGAAAAAUUUUUGGAACCAGACAUUGAUCAUAUAAAGAUUCAUAUGGAUGUCAACUUGGAUGCACCGGGUGUGAGGCACUGCUUGGUUGAUAGGAUGAAAUCUAGUUCUCGACAAAUUCGUUACAGGUUACAUAAGCAUUACAAGAAGUAUGCAACCCUACAAGAGGCUAAGAAUAAUAAGCCACCAUUUUGUGCUAGUAAAGAAAAUUGGGACGAACUCUGUGAUUAUUUUGCAUCAGCUAAGUUCAAGCACCAAAGUUCAAUUAACUCUAUGAAUCGACAAAUGUUAAGGACCCCGCAUAUAUCUGGCAGAACUCCUUUUUCUACACUUCAACAUGAAAUUGCUCAAAAGAAGAAUGCUACUGGAGAUGCUAAUGGAGAUGUUAAUGGAGAUGUUGGCGACAUAAUUGAGUUCUACAUACUCACACAUUACACUAACAAGCAUGGUUGGUCAAAUAAUGAGGCAAAAGAAAAUUGGAUAUCGAAAAGCUUAAGGCAUUCAUGGCUUCCAAAGGAAGUACUUGAGGUGAUUGUUCUGUUUUGUUAA
This is a messenger RNA of Striga hermonthica, 1071 nucleotides long. Lineage: Eukaryota; Viridiplantae; Streptophyta; Magnoliopsida; Lamiales; Orobanchaceae. The record is from the annotation of a GenBank genome assembly.